UAUCAAAAAAAAAAAAAAAAAAAAAGAAAGCAUAAAACACCAAUUAACUACCCACAACUCCACGACAUUGUCAUUUGCCCAGUUCUUCUUCUUCUUCUUCCUCCUCAAUUUCAACUCACAUCACACUCCCUGUUUCUCUCUUUCUCUCUCCUGAAAAUCCCAACAAAAUUCUUCGUUGAAUCAUUAAUGAUGUCAUAUGUAACCAAAACAAUUCUCAUAUUAUUCUUCACACUCUUCUUCUUCUUCACUUUUUCCAAUGCAUUUCAAGAUUUGGGCUCUUCUUCUUCCUUCCCAGGGGUGAUUAGUAAUAGUAGGAGGUCCAUUGCUGAAACUACUACAGAAGGCAAUUCAUUAACGGUAUUGGCUGCCAAGAACACUUACAGAAGGGACCCACUUAAUCAUUUCCGGCGCUACACUGGUGGUUGGAAUAUCACCGAUAAACAUUACUGGGCUUCUGUGUCUUUCACAGCAGCCCCAUUCUUCAUUGUUGCCGCAGUGUGGUGGGUGAUUUUUGGGUUGACUUUGUUAUGCACCUGCUUUUAUUUCUGCUGUUGUCGAAAAGCACCAUAUGGCUAUUCUCGAGUCUGCUAUGCUCUUUCACUCAUUCUCUUGGUACUUUUCACCAUUGCUGCUAUUAUCGGUUGCAUAUUUCUCUAUACUGGCCAGCAAAAAUUCCAUAAUAGUACGACAUCAACGUUGCGUUAUGUGGUAUAUCAAGCAAAUUUUACUGUUGAAAACCUUAACAAUGUCUCACGUUAUCUCGAUGAGGCAAAAAACAUUGGUGUGGGACAGACGAAGCUACCAGAAGAUCUCCAGAAUAAGAUCAGCAAUAUACAAACGAAGAUGAGUUCUGCUGCAAAUACUCUUGAUCAGAGAACCGAGGAAAACUCUAGGAGAAUUCGUCGGGUCUUAGAUUUAGUGAGGCUUGCCCUGAUUAUCCUUGCAGCAGUUAUGCUUUUACUGGCAUUUGUCGGAUUCUUGCUGUCAGUUUUCGGAGUGCAAUGUCUUGUGUAUACACUGGUCAUUGUUGGUUGGCUUCUGGUGACAUUAACGUUUAUCUUAUGUGGGGUUUUUCUUGUCCUCCACAAUGUGGUUGCAGAUACUUGUAUUUCCAUGGAUCAAUGGGUCCAAAACCCUACAGCCCACACAGCCUUGGAUGACAUCUUGCCUUGUGUUGACAAUGCAACUGCUCAAGAAACUUUGAUACGAUCCAAAGAAGUUACUAGUCAACUAGUCGGCUUGGUCAACUUGGUCAUUGGCAAUAUUGCUAACGCUAACGUCCCACCAAGUACUCCUCCGCCAUUAUACUUCAACCAAUCAGGUCCUUCUGUGCCUAAUCUUUGCAACCCAUUCAACUCUAAUCUGACUGAUCGCACAUGCAUGUCUGCUGAAGUGGACUUCACCAACGCAACCCAGGUGUGGAAGAAUUAUGUGUGCGAGUCUAGAAAAGUAAACAGCAACGAGAUAUGUACCACAAGAGGACGACUAACACCCACGAUAUACAGCCAGAUGAAUUCAGCAGAUACAGUGGGCUAUGCUUUGUAUCAUUACACACCAUUUUUGGUAGAUCUCCAAGACUGCACAUUUGUCCGCAGCACUUUCAGUGACUUCAGUGUCAACCACUGCCCUGGAUUGAGGAAAUAUACACAAUGGAUCUAUAUCGGUCUGGUGUUGGUGUCUGGUUCUGUUAUGUUUUCUCUGAUUUUCUGGGUUAUAUAUGCAAGGGAGCGAAGGCAUCGUGUCUAUACCAAGCAAUUCAUGGCUGGUCACUAAAAAGUAAAAACCCUUUCUUCUUCUUCUACAUUCUAGAUAGGAGGGGGAGGAAGAAGAAGAUAAUUGGAGUUUGAUUCAUGUUUUUUAUUCUUUUGUGUAUACAGAUGUAGUGUGCAAGAUGGACUUGUUUUUACAUGCCAUAUGUAUUUUCGGACCUAGAUUGGCAUUUAUAUGAGUAUAUUAUGUUAGAAGUAGGUAUGGUACAAAUGUUUCAUCAUAUCCUGUUACUGCAGUUUUGUGCUGUAUAACUGUACGAGGCUUUGUAUUAAGACGGAGACGUUCCUAUGGGAUUGUACUAGGGAGAAUUAGCUGCAAAUCCUCAUCUCUCUUAUGUUUCAACUCUUUA
Spinacia oleracea (spinach) is the source of this 2119-nucleotide messenger RNA. RefSeq lists its product as uncharacterized. The transcript is spliced from 9 exons. Gene Ontology annotation, cellular component: plasma membrane; plasmodesma. The record is from RefSeq and is a predicted model, not a curated record. Bases 187 to 1773 code for a protein of 528 amino acids. Lineage: Eukaryota; Viridiplantae; Streptophyta; Magnoliopsida; Caryophyllales; Amaranthaceae.